CACUCAUAUAAGGCACUGAUAGGCGACACUGGCUGGCACUGUUAGGUGGCACUGAUUGGCACUGAUAGGCGGCACUGACAGGUGACACUGAAAGGCAGCUCUGAUGGGCACUGAUAUGUGGCAUUGAUGUGCACUGGUAGGCACUGAUAUGUGGCAUUGAUGUGGCACUGACAGGUGCCAUUGAUGGGCACUGACAGGUGGCACUGCUGGGGCCACUCUGAUCAUCAGGCCACACUGAUCAUCAGUGCCCUGAUGAUCACUUUCAGCGUGACAGCUCAUGAGGAGAGAAAUGCCGAUAACCGGCAUUUCCCUAUUUACAUGUGAUCAGCUGUGAUUGGA
Messenger RNA from Staurois parvus, 339 nucleotides. Lineage: Eukaryota; Metazoa; Chordata; Amphibia; Anura; Ranidae. The record is from the annotation of a GenBank genome assembly.